ACGUACCCUAGUCGGAAGAGGUCGUGGAGCUUUUUUGGAUGCGACGACCCAACGACGAAUGAGCUCGAGCAUGGUCUCUUCGCAUCCCACGGCUGCUGCUUUGAUCGACGUUCCCAGGACAGACUGUGCGACUAGCUGUCGACCACAUCAACCUGCGAGCAACUCAUUUUUCAACUCGUCACCAUGACGGCGACCACGAUAUCGAGAUCGACGGACAAGACGCAAACGCACCUCCUGUUCGACCACAUUUGGCGAGUCGAUUCGGCCAACAAGAGGUUUGGCGAGUGCGCCGAUGGGAGCACGGUCGUGAUAUUGCAGCCUGGCCGGAGCCUCGUCAUGCCAUACAUCCGCAUUCCGGACGGCAUGUACGCAAUUGUCCAGCACCACGGCAAGGAUAUCGAUUACGUGCACCCCGACGGGUCGGCCAGUCCAGUGUGGCCUGCGGGGUUCCAUCGGGCGUCGAUUUUCACCAAAGUUGCCUACCUCGUGACCAAGCAGUACGUUGUGUUUGACACGCCCGUGAAGGGAUGUAAAACCGCCGACGACGUCACGGUGCAGAUCGACAUGUGCCUGGUGUUUCGCAUCACUGGGGACGAGUCCAAGGGGGAGGACCCGAACUUGGUGAAGCGAUUCGUGUACGAGAUGGGCCCGCAAGGACUGGAAACGCAGCUCCGCGACGCGCAGGAAGAAGCGGUCCGCGCGCUGGCGCGCAGUGUCCAGCACACGGAAGUGUACUCGUUGCGCGAUGGGACAGUCAAGGAACGGUUCAAGAAUGAGUUGCAGCUCCGCCCUCCGGCGCCCCUCUCCCCCGUGAACCACGACGACGAGGAGAAGGACGACGCCCCGUUGAUCGGCCCCCGCAUGGCGCUCAAAGACGCUGACACUGGCGACGAAGGGCACUGGGAAGAGCCCCCCGCGGCUCGAGUCAUUUACUGCGUCACCGAAGACAUGAAGAACAACCUGAACAAGCAGUUCAACCCGUACGGCGUCGAGAUCACGAGCGUCGCGAUCACCAACGUCAAGUUGCCGCCCAACUUUGAGUCGCAGAUGGAAGAAAAAACCACGUACACGAGCGCAAUCAAGGAGCAAACCAUGAAGCAGCAAAGCGACAUGCAGCUGCUGCAGUACCGCGAAGAGAUUGACACGACGAAAUUGUCCAAGUCGAUGAUCCGCAUGGAGGAAGAGGAGACGGGGCGACAGCAGUGCGCCGAGAUCCAGAAGCAAAUCGACAUGAUCUGUGCCAACACGCAGCUGCUUCAGACGAAAAUCAACCAAGAUCGUCAGGUCCGGUGCAGCAAGAUCGCGGCCGACGCCCAACUAGAAAUAUCCAAGCUCACGGCCGAAACCGAGAUGAUCCAGGCCGAGAUUGAUGCGGCGUGCGAGGCCGACAUCACCAAGAUCCACGCCGAGCUGCACGCGCUUCGUUUGAAAAUGGACGCCGACGUUGCGCAGAUCCAAGCGAUCGGCGAAGCGAAAGCAAAGGAAAUCAUUUCCGAAGCAGAAGGCAUCGCGUCCAUGAAACUGGCCAAACAACGCGCGUUCACACUUCAAAUGCAACGCCUCGACGUCAUGGCCGCGCUCGCCGCGAACGACCAAGUUGUCAUCGCUGGCAAUGGUUCCAACAACUUGAUGGCGGACGUAUUUGUCGCCCAGCAAAAGCACAACCUGCUCUUAAACAUCAACGGCCUGCAUGCAACACACGCGCAGUCAUAAACACCGCGCACCACAACGAGACUGGAACACUUCAAGUAUACAUAAGCGUUAAAGCAUUCUUCCCUGCAUCCACGUCUGUCC
Molecule: messenger RNA, 1794 nt
Organism: Aphanomyces invadans
Lineage: Eukaryota; Oomycota; Saprolegniomycetes; Saprolegniales; Verrucalvaceae
Exons: 1
Coding region: 184-1713 (509 amino acids)
Source: RefSeq, a predicted model, not a curated record